GCUCCAGGGAGGCUCUCUCGCCUGCCUGUUGUUUCGCAUUCCAAUUCAUGCCCAUAUUGUUUCUCUCAUCAUUUUGCGCCGACCAGCUGUUGUAGACCCGAACCGAUCCGCCUUUCCACGCUGUUCUAUCGAAUCCUUGUUGGCCAGUGCAUCUCAGUUUGACCAGAUGCUGCGAUCGUCGCGCCAUUCGUCCUGUGUGAAGUAUGGCGGACGCCGAAAGGGCAACACUGUCUCCGGAAGAUGAGGAGCAGUGUUGGUCAGACCUGGCACAAUGCGUCGCCUCUGUCUGCGAAUCCCACGAAUCGAUCGACGACGCGCUCCGUUCCUGGCUCGACGCCACGACCCGACUCCUCGACGGCACGAACUCGCAGAGCGAUGUCAUCAGCUCGAGCCAUAUGCUCGUGGAGAGCGCACUGUUCCAGGACAACAAGGCCUAUAUCCGUACACAACUCAUCCACAGCCUCUUGCAGGAGGACGAGCCGAGUCCGUUAUCGGCGAUAGCGUGCCUGCUGCUGCUCGACGGUGACCAUGAGGAGAGUCUAUUCUCGCGCAUGAUUGAGGAGGCCUGUUUCCCACGGCUGUUGGAGCUCAUCAAUGGACAGAGGGACGGCGAUCCCCGGUUGCAUCGCUUUCUGCUGCAGCUAAUGUACGAGAUGUCGCGAAUGGUAAGGCUACGACGGGACGACAUUCAGCUGGUCGACGACGACUUUAUCCAUUACCUCUUCAGCAUAAUCGAGAACCUGUCGGACGAUGUCCACGACCCGUACCACUACCCGACAAUCCGUGUUCUGCUUGUUCUGAAUGAGCAGUACAUGUUGGCAUCGACCGAGUCUGACGACCAGGACGCGCCUGCUUUGACAAACCGCAUCGUCAAAUGCUUGAGCCUACAUGGCUCCUCGUAUCGCACGUUUGGGGAGAAUAUCAUCCUCCUGCUGAACCGCGAGACGGAGACAUCGCUGCAGCUCCUGAUCUUGAAGCUGCUUUACCUCCUCUUCACCAACAAAUCCACGUACGAGUACUUCUACACGAACGAUCUGCGGGUGCUUCUUGAUGUCAUCAUACGCAACUUGAUGGACUUGCCGGACGAGAAGAUCUCCCUGCGGCACACAUACUUGCGUGUCCUGUACCCGUUACUCGCCCACACGCAACUGAGCCAGCCGCCUCACUACAAAAGAGCAGAGAUCCUUCGAGUUCUGAGUCUGCUGCGCGGAUCACAGAACGCCCACUUUGCCCCAGCGGAUGAGACGACGCUGCGGCUCGUGGAUCGCGUGGCCAAAGUCAAGUGGCUCGACAUUGAACAAGGCACGGGCGAGGCGGAGGUGGCACGCAAGAUUCUAGGGAUCAGCCUCUCAAGAUCGCAGACCGCCAGUAGCAUAAGUGUUCACGACGUUGCUGGCGUGAUGGAGAAACCUGGUGUGCAGACACCUAGUCGCAACAACGGCGAAAACGGGAGGGGCGAUGGCCAAUGUCUCACAGAGGGAGCAGUUGUCAGUUCAAAAAAGCCCGUGCCUGAUGUGCCAAAACACCGCCACGGCAUCCCGUUUGCGCAGACGGCAAAGAAAAUACCUCCAAAGGCACCACCUCCUCGAAGGUUUGGGAGGUUGAAGUCGGCACAACAUUCACCUGUCGACACGAUUCCAGAGAACGGUCUGGGGAGCAAAGUCAGGACCGAUCCACCGGCUGAUGCGUAACUUUGCGUCCAGGACUUUACUUGGAGUGGACACUGCUUCUUGAUAUUGGGGCCGGUGUAUAUGAGCUCUGAUUUGAAUGUCGUUUGGCGCACCUAGGAGGUGCUGGGAGCAUACUUUAGGCCUCAGGAGGGUCAGCUGGCAGGCUGCAGUUUUGCAUAGGCGCCUAGCGUUAAGCGUCUUUCCGAUGGCUUUACCAUCGAGGAAUCACGAUUGAAAUUGACGUGU
This is a messenger RNA of Emericellopsis atlantica, 1916 nucleotides long. RefSeq lists its product as uncharacterized. Gene Ontology annotation, cellular component: actin cortical patch. The record is from RefSeq and is a predicted model, not a curated record. Gene Ontology annotation, biological process: actin cortical patch assembly; actin cortical patch localization; endocytosis. Bases 204 to 1691 code for a protein of 495 amino acids. NCBI's taxonomy places the organism in Eukaryota, Fungi, Ascomycota, Sordariomycetes, Hypocreales, Bionectriaceae. The transcript has 3 exons. Gene Ontology annotation, molecular function: Arp2/3 complex binding.